AUGGCCCCUCCGUCGGCGGCGCCCAUCGAGGUGCUGGAGGGCACGGGCGAGAGCUCCUCGCCGCCCAGGUCCUCCGCCGCCCACGACGAGCUGCGGCGUAAGAUAUACGAGCGCCUGGUGCAGGCCGGCAAGCAGGGGGACUGUGAUGAUGCCUCGUUCCGGGACAUGCUCGACGCCCAUUUCGACAAGCUGCCACCCAGGUACCUGACGGACCUGAGUGAAAGCAAGGCGGAGGAUGUGCUGCUCCACCGGGAGGUCCUCGACGAGUGCGCCCACAACGGCAACCAGCCCGUCUUCCGAGCUCGAUUCCUAAAGUACAUGGCAGUUCAACUUCAACCGGAAUGGGAGGAUGCCAGUCCCGACUCUGAUACAUAUCAAAGGUUAUUGGAAGACCUCACUUUGGAGAGGGUACAUGGCACCGACACCACGGGCUCUAUGUCUUCGCCAUCAAGGGAUUCAGAACCUGCCCUUCUUCAUGAGAUCAUCUUCUCUUCCCUCGACAAGCCCAAGCUCCUUAGCCGGCUAACUGCAUUGCUAUCUGAAGUUGGACUGAAUAUUCAAGAAGCUCAUGUUUACUCCACAACUGAUGGCUUUUGUUUGGAUGUUUUUGUUGUUGAUGGGUGGAAGACACAGGAGACAGAGGCGUUGAUUGCGACAAUUGAGGAUACAUUAAUGAGAAAAAAUGGAGCACCACCUAACUCAGCAAAUGCUUCAUCCUCGGAGAAAAUACUUGAGCUACGGGAACAGCUUGUGGAUUGUGAAAUCGACUGGAACAUACUAGCAGUGGGGGAAAAGAUCACAUCUGGGUCUUCUGCAGACUUAUAUAGAGGAAUACAUAGUGGUUUGGAUGUUUGUAUAAAGAUACUCAGGAGCGCACAUCAGAACAGCCCUUCAGAAGUUGAGUUCUUGCAGCAGGCGCUCAUGCUAAGGAGAGUGAAGCACGAAAACAUCCUUACAUUUUAUGGGGCAUGCACAAAGCAUCGAAAGUAUUGUGCCAUUGUAACAGAAUACAUGCCUGGAGGCGAUUUAUAUGAAUUUGUACACAAGCAAAAUGAUGUUUUGGACCUCCUUCUGAUUCUAAGGCUUGCUAUGAGCAUCUCAAAAGGAAUGGAAUGUCUGCACCAGCACAACAUAAUCCAUAGAGAUCUGAAGACUGCAAACAUUCUCAUGGGCAACAAUCAUGUUGUGAAGAUUGCAGACUUUGGUGUGGCUCGAGUUGGUACUCAGGAGGGACAAAUGACGGCUGAAACUGGAACUUACAGAUGGAUGGCACCUGAGAUUAUUAACCAUAAGCCUUAUGAUCACAAAGCGGAUGUAUUCAGCUUUGCUAUUGUUCUAUGGGAAUUGAUUACACUAAAGGUCCCUUAUGAUAACAUGACACCCUUGCAAGCUGCAUUGGGAGUGAGGCAGGGAUUGCGUUUGGAGAUUCCGGCAGGUGUGCACCCAGGAUUGUCGAAACUGAUCGAGCAGUGCUGGGAUGAAGAUCCUGAUACAAGACCUGUUUUUGCGGAGAUCAUUGUACAACUUGAGGACAUCUUACAGGAAAUUCAGGUGCCCAAGGGGGGCCAUCGACGUUCUAGAGCAAAAAUGCAAAAGAAAUCACCACGAUAG
Messenger RNA from Triticum turgidum subsp. durum (durum wheat), 1611 nucleotides. The record is from the annotation of a GenBank genome assembly. NCBI's taxonomy places the organism in Eukaryota, Viridiplantae, Streptophyta, Magnoliopsida, Poales, Poaceae.